Pimephales promelas (fathead minnow) is the source of this 4473-nucleotide messenger RNA. RefSeq names its product nuclear factor, interleukin 3 regulated, member 5 (gene nfil3-5). Lineage: Eukaryota; Metazoa; Chordata; Actinopteri; Cypriniformes; Leuciscidae. Gene Ontology annotation, molecular function: DNA-binding transcription factor activity; DNA binding. Gene Ontology annotation, biological process: circadian rhythm; regulation of DNA-templated transcription. Gene Ontology annotation, cellular component: nucleus. The record is from RefSeq and is a predicted model, not a curated record.
GGAGCAACUGCACACUGCUGCUGCUGUGUAUAUGCCAUCGGUGUAUGAGGUGAAUGUCGUUACAAGGAACCUAAGAACCAACUCCGUCCCCCGGUUUCUUCGGUCAUUUCGGCAGGAGAGGAGGCUUGCGUAUCGUCAUGAUGAACAAGAACGUGACUAGGCACCAAAGCUCCGUGUUAUGCAACCGCUGACCUACUAACACACAUUCGAGGACGACAAGAGGAGUGUGUGUGUGUGUGUGUGUGUGUGUACGAGAGGAAAAUUGGAGCAAAGCCUCCGACAUAACACAAGGACGAAGAGGGAGGGAGAGAUAGACGGCGAAUAGCAGCACAUUCAGGGAGUCACAUUAAUCGACACAAAGCCGGUGAGUGGAUCACGACCCACACGGGACAUUUUCAGCCCAGACUGAAGUUGUAAAGGGAAGAAAGACCAGAAUCGGGACGAGAGACGGCACACAAGCGCGGACGUGCAAUUUAUUGAAGAAUAGCCUAAAAGAGGAUUCUUUCGUUUAACUAAACGAAUGCGCCAUUUCACAUAGAUCUGUUCAACAGAGACUGGGAUAAAACAUUGAGCUGAGACGGUCCAGAUAAACAAUCAAGUUUAUUCUCCAACAGAUAUCCCACCCUAUACAACCACGUCACCCAUCAAGGAGCUUUGCCAAGUCAACAAAUUUACCUUGUCUAAAAUCUGAGAGAUCUGAAAGCAAGCUAAACAAAAAAAGGGAGACCAUCCCUUUUCUGGGACAAAAAAACUUGGAACACACUUAUCCAAUGACGGUUGUUUUUGUUGCCUUCCAUCUUUUUCUAAUCUUUUUGACCAAUCUGGACACUUGAAAGGUUUGAAGACCGCAUACUGGCAAUUAAGUUUGUUUUUGAAGUUUCAAUCAGAAACAACUAAUCUUCAGUAUCAAAACAUUAAAUUUCAAUGUCCACUGAGUGCCAGAUAUACAAACUGGCCUCAAUAGGACCACAAUGGAAAGCCUAAAUCUUCCCACCCAAAACAACAAUGCCAGCUUGGAAACAUUAGAAACGUUCUCAAACUACAGUGAGAGUUUACCAUCACCUCGAAUCGCGAGCCCUCCUCGUCAAGGCCGGCUAAUAAAACCAAAACCCAACUCAAGCUGUCGACGGAAGCGGGAGUUCAUCUCGGAUGAGAAAAAAGAUGCAUCCUAUUGGGAAAAGCGACGCAAGAAUAACGAGGCUGCGAAGAGGUCAAGGGAGAAACGCCGGCUCAAUGAUAUGGUGCUGGAGAACAGGGUGAUGGCACUGAACGAUGAAAACGUGCGGCUGAAGACAGAGCUCCUGCAAUUGAAAUUGAGAUUUGGACUCAUAACCUCUGCCUCUUACAUGGAAAAGACCCAGCAGAUCAGCAAUGGUAGUGAGGCAGCGACUAAUGGAGCUAAUGGUACAGGAGCAACUUCCGUAAAUCCAUAUUACUCAAGCAGUGGAUACUCUAGUGCUUCUCAGGUCAUGAUGAACUCCGAUUCCUCAGAAGCCGAGCAGCCGACCAGGAGUGAACGCCACUCAGCGUUACACAAGUACUCCCCCCGGGGAUCACUCUCCGACAUGUCGGACGGAUCUUCGCGGGACAGUCCCGAACCUAUAAACUUUGACAUCAAACACGAGAGCUCUGGAAUGGACAUUAACAGGCUUGAGGCAAGUGUUCUUAAUGGCAUGUUCAAUGGCCAUCAAAGUCUCGGACGACUGGAGUCUCACCAACCUCAAGAAAUGGAGCAGCAAGAAGGCGUCAACCCAGCCCCUCCAUCUGCCACACCCCAAAGAAGCGUCAUCCUCUUUCGUUCUGGAAGCAACUCCUACCCUGUUGAGAGCCAAAGGGUUGAGGACAUGGAGCAGCAGGUUGCAUCCCAAACACAACAGAAUGGGCAAAUCACCCAUUUUACCCAAACAGGGUGCAGUCUACAAAUAAGACCUGAUGGUUUAGAGACUCUUUCGGAGGUGGCGCAGCAGCUGGCCAGGAGGUCUUUGGAUUCACCAAACUAUGAAUUCACUAACAGCAGGGCAGAUGCCGGGGAGAGCAGGCGGUUUGUCAUACAGCAACAAGACCUGAGCGUUCAAGGACAAUGCAGAAGUCAGGUUCAAGACAGCACCCCAAAUUCUUUCGCCCCAGAUUUGCUCAGUGAGGCCGGAAAAGCCCUUGUAAGCCAGCGAUCCAAUCCCUACCUCGGCACUCUGAACGAGGAGCCACCAGAGCUUACGUAUGAAGGUUGCCCAAGAGCAGAUGGCUUCUACCAAGAGCACUCCUCCUCAGGCAAGGACACCUCCUCUAGUGACGGAGACCCUCGCAGCUCAGAUAAAGAAGCCUCCACUGACGACGAAUCUCCCUCAUCCUCUUCCUCAGAUACUGGUGGAUUUCACGCAAUCCACCAGUCAGCAUCCUCACCCACCAUGGUUAUGAGCGAUUCUUACCUGUACGGAGACAACCAAGGUGACAUGAAAGGCACUGCUCUGCCACACAAGCUAAGACUUAAGUAUAGAGCACUGUCCAAUGGCGGCUCCCAAGACGUCCUGGCCACAACGUCACCUGAUUCCGCUCUGCCUCAGCACCCCUACCUGGCGCUAGCCCAGGUUAACCAGCAGCAAGGCAGCAGCUCUGGAAGCAAGGAAGGGGAGUGUGAGACAGCAGAUGAACUUUACACACAACAGUUUCCUCCCAGAGAGAAGGAAGAGGGAUGGAAGGAAAGUGGGAAGAGGAGUUUAGGAGGACGAGGUAGCAGAAACAAGAAGCGUGACUGAAACUGGCACAUCCCAUCUUGUUAAAAUUGUUAAAAUGUCAUCUUUACCGUCCUAUAGAAAGAAAAAAGAAAAUGGUACCAGUUCAUUGCAUGAAAGUCUAUUGCUUAUACAGAACAACAACAAGAAAGUAACUUGUGUUCUUGGUCCGUUUUCUUAUCAAGAGCGAUUCUGUGACUUUUAAUGCAACAUUUUUUCAUAAGCACUUAACUGUAACUUUAAAAAGUUACAAAGAGGAAAUUGAGCUCUUUCUAAUGACCUUUUUCCUCUAGCAAAACAAACCUACAAAGCUCUGUGUAUAGCAACCUUUGACUAUGAACAUAUCUCUGCCAUGUUUUGUAGCUUAACUAAAUUGAUGGGUAGUUCCUGAACCCAAGACGUUUUCACCACACUUCAUGGACUCAAGUCCUAUUCUCCCUACUGAUUUCAGAAGAAAAAAAACCUCAACAGAUUCAUGCCUGUCUCUCUCCUCCUCUGCCUUUGAACUUUAGCAUUAUCGAAGCACUUGGAAUAUUAUAAUACUGUGACAUGACUAAACAUAUCAUAUUUCAAGUACAUUUUAUGAAAAAUGGCAACAUCUUUAAGAGUAGAAAAGUGGGAGAAAGACUACCAACACUGUCUACUUCUUACUGUUUGGAUUCCUGUAUAGUCUAUUCCCAAUGUUCAUGUCUGAUGCUUCCAUUAUAUUUUCUAAGCCAUCGUAUUUAUGUCACCGUAUCGUUUAAGAGAUACCAGAAUGUUCUCUUCAUAGUGUUUUGGUCAUUCAUAGGUCAACGCUAUCACAUUUUGUCCAGUACAUUGCUAUACUGUAUCGGUGUAAAGGAGCCUGAUGGAUUGACCCUCUCCAAAGGUCACUGUGAGCAGUCCUUUAAAGAAAUGUAAAAAUAAAGAAUUAGCAAACUACCUGACAUUUCUCCAAAUUCGAGUAACAAGCCCUUUCAGAAAUGUCAAGGUGGUCUCUUCCAAGUUAAUAUGCGGACUGUACAAAGUGUAAAAUAUAUCAUUGCCAUCCCAAGAUGGCCAUGUCCUCUGUGGUCAGGCUUCAGAGACGCCUCACAUGCUACCUCAUGAGAAGAAACGGUUGAGGUCACUCAGAACUGACGAGUUUCUCCUUUGGUGCGUGUAGCCCAUUGCAUCAUCAUACCCAUUAAAUGUUGCAUAUAAAAGUUAACACACAGUAAAAUGCUGCAGCACACCACUAAGUGUUACCUAGACACAAAUUCAGUCCUACUAGUUGUCUUUGUAGAAUUUACCACAGCUGAAAGCUGCUUCUGCACUGAAUUUUUUUCAUCAGAUUUUAUACAAUCUGUGUUUAUUGUUCCCAAACAGGUGCCUGGCACUGGCCAUCAUGUAAAAAGUGUACAGACAAAUUCUCUUUUGAGUAUUUUAAGUUUGUAUCAAGUUUAUUUUGGCAUUCUAUAAUAAUAAUAAUUAUUAAUAUUGUAUUUUUAUUUUAUAUUCCAAUUCUAUUAUUCUUUUUGGGUUGAUAUUUCUUGUGUCUGUUGUCUGUUCACCUCAAUGUGAGACAGUAUGUAUUUUCGUGUCCCGUUCAUCUAUUUCACCUCUGUACCCUGGUGUAUUGUGUGGUAUUUACUGAAGUAAAAAAAGAAAAAAAAGAAAAAUAUGUUUGUUAAAAGAGGUGGGCGACAUACUUGUCAAUGGGCUCAGAAUGACACUAAAGGAGUGGAAAGAAAAAUAAAACAUGUUGUAUGUUGAAUUUAAA